Molecule: messenger RNA, 2931 nt
Organism: Rattus norvegicus (Norway rat)
Lineage: Eukaryota; Metazoa; Chordata; Mammalia; Rodentia; Muridae
Gene: Ryk
Product: receptor-like tyrosine kinase
Biological process (GO): signal transduction
Cellular component (GO): plasma membrane
Molecular function (GO): kinase activity; transferase activity
Source: RefSeq, a predicted model, not a curated record
CACGCGCGCGUCUCCGCCAGCAGCUCACCCCCCCCCCCCCUCCCGUUCUCGGGCGGCGGGUCUGAAGCGGCGGCGCGAUGAGCUGGCCGGCCGCCCCCGGCUCGGGGCUGUGAGGCGCUCGGGGCCGGGGUGCGCGGCGGCGCGGCGGGCGGCGGGCGGCGGACGCUCCUGCUCGGCGGCGGCCAUGCGCGCGGGCCGGGGCGGCGUCCCGGGGACCGGCGGCCUGAGGGCCCCGCCGCCGCCGCUGCUCCUGCUGCUGCUGGCGAUGCUGCCCGCCGCCGCCCCGCGGUCCCCGGCCCUGGCCGCCGCUCCUGCGGGACCCAGCGUGAGCCUCUACCUGAGCGAGGACGAGGUGCGCCGGCUGCUCGGUCUUGAUGCAGAACUUUACUAUGUGAGAAAUGACCUCAUCAGUCACUACGCUCUGUCCUUUAACCUGCUAGUGCCCAGUGAGACAAACUUCCUGCACUUCACUUGGCAUGCAAAGUCCAAGGUUGAAUAUAAGCUGGGAUUCCAAGUAGACAACUUUGUGGCCAUGGGCAUGCCCCAGGUCAAUAUUUCUGCUCAAGGGGAGGUCCCACGCACUUUAUCAGUGUUUCGGGUCGAGCUUUCGUGUACCGGCAAAGUAGACUCGGAAGUCAUGAUACUAAUGCAGCUCAAUCUGACAGUGAAUUCUUCAAAAAAUUUUACAGUUUUAAAUUUUAAACGAAGGAAAAUGUGCUACAAAAAACUUGAAGAAGUAAAAACUUCAGCCUUGGACAAAAACACUAGCAGAACUAUUUAUGAUCCUGUACACGCAGCUCCAACUACUUCCACACGUGUGUUUUACAUCAGUGUGGGGGUUUGUUGUGCAGUAAUAUUUCUUGUAGCAAUAAUAUUAGCAGUUUUGCACCUUCAUAGUAUGAAAAGGAUUGAACUGGAUGACAGCAUCAGCGCCAGCAGCAGUUCACAGGGGCUGUCUCAGCCGUCCACCCAGACGACCCAGUAUCUGAGAGCUGACACACCCAACAAUGCAACUCCUGUCACCAGUUACCCUACCUUGCGGAUAGAGAAGAACGACUUGCGAAGUGUCACUCUUUUGGAAGCCAAAGCCAAGGUGAAGGAUAUUGCAAUAUCCAGGGAAAGGGUCACACUGAAAGAUGUACUUCAAGAAGGUACUUUUGGGCGUAUUUUCCAUGGGAUUUUAGUAGAUGAAAAAGAUCCAAAUAAAGAAAAACAAACAUUCGUAAAAACAGUUAAAGACCAAGCUUCUGAAGUUCAGGUGACCAUGAUGCUUACUGAGAGCUGCAAGCUGCGAGGUCUGCACCACAGAAACCUCCUUCCUAUUACUCAUGUGUGCAUAGAAGAAGGAGAAAAGCCUAUGGUGAUAUCGCCAUAUAUGAACUGGGGGAAUCUUAAAUUAUUUCUACGGCAGUGCAAAUUAGUAGAAGCCAAUAAUCCACAGGCAAUUUCCCAACAAGAUCUGGUACAUAUGGCUAUUCAGAUUGCCUGCGGAAUGAGCUACCUGGCCAGAAGGGAAGUGAUUCAUAAAGACCUGGCUGCUAGGAACUGCGUCAUCGACGACACUCUUCAAGUAAAAAUCACAGACAAUGCCCUUUCCAGAGACCUGUUUCCGAUGGACUACCACUGUCUGGGGGACAACGAGAACAGGCCAGUGAGAUGGAUGGCUCUGGAAAGCCUGGUCAACAAUGAGUUCUCUAGUGCUAGUGACGUGUGGGCCUUUGGAGUGACACUGUGGGAGCUCAUGACUCUGGGCCAGACGCCCUACGUGGACAUCGACCCCUUUGAGAUGGCCGCUUACCUGAAAGAUGGUUACCGAAUAGCCCAGCCAAUCAACUGCCCUGACGAACUGUUUGCUGUGAUGGCCUGUUGCUGGGCCUUGGACCCAGAGGAGCGGCCUAAGUUUCAGCAGCUGGUCCAGUGCCUCACAGAGUUCCAUGCUGCCCUGGGCGCCUACGUCUGACUUCUCUCCCAGCUCUACCACUCAGAAGAAAGUGCCUGUCUGUCGCAGUUGCUUCGUGUGCAGCGCAGUGCCUGUAGGAGCCCUCUGUCUCCUAGAACACACAGCCUUAGGAAUGCUUUCAGACCGAACCUUUAAAGACAACUUAAUAAUGCAGAGUAUUUUCUAGAUACCACUUUUACUAGGUUGAACCAAAAGGGGUUUUGUAAAUUUUUUGGCCAAAAAUUUUUUAAAAUAUAGUUACUUUGGACUAGGGGUUGCAUUCUUUAAAAAUAAACAGUUUUAAAGAUUAUUUAGACAGACAUUUGGAAUAGCUGUCAUAGUGCCAACUGCUUUUAUUUUUAAUGUUUUACUUCAUUGAGGUAAUAAUGUAGGUGACUCACCUUUAAAGUUUUUUAAUAUUUUGGUCACUACUUUUGGGAAUGGUGUAUCUUCAAAAUGCGGUACAUUUCUUAGGAAAAUCAACAUUACAAAAGUGUCUGAUUUGCCUUAUACAAGGAAAAAUGGUAUAUUAGCAAAAGGAAAAUUGACGAAAAAGUAAAAGAAAUUAAAAGGUAAAAGUGAAAAAGCAUACACCCUGCAUGGGAAUGCUCGUUGAGUGACUGUGGCCUUGCUCGUGUUUGAGGGAAGCAGCUCCCAGCUCAUCGCCUCUCAGCUUUCCUGUGAGCUGGAAGAAGGCUGGGCAGAUGCGUAGAAGGCAGUGGUGAUCCUAUUUAUUUUUCGCUCUCCUGGUAAGGAGAUGACGCAGUUCCAGACAGUGACCCCUCUCUACUGCUGUGUUCCCCCAUGCACGCCUGGGUGGAGCUGUGCACAGAGCCAGUGCUUCCGAUGUUGUGGGUUUGGGGUCUUUUGGUUUGGUUUUUGGUUUAAAUUGGUAAUUUUUAUGCUUAUCUUCAAGGCUGGCUUAAGUAUAAAUUUGUUUUUUAAAACACUUGAAAAAUUAAAGGACUCGUUUUAUAUGCUGGUAUUCAAAA